This is a messenger RNA of Impatiens glandulifera, 1146 nucleotides long. Its product is annotated as triosephosphate isomerase, cytosolic. Lineage: Eukaryota; Viridiplantae; Streptophyta; Magnoliopsida; Ericales; Balsaminaceae. The transcript has 9 exons. The coding region runs from base 121 to 885 and encodes 254 amino acids. Gene Ontology annotation, biological process: glyceraldehyde-3-phosphate biosynthetic process; glycolytic process; glycerol catabolic process. The record is from RefSeq and is a predicted model, not a curated record. Gene Ontology annotation, cellular component: cytosol. Gene Ontology annotation, molecular function: triose-phosphate isomerase activity.
AUACAAAUAUGAGUGUCUCCGGAUCCUCCACGGUAUAUAUAACUCCAGGUCGUCAAUUGAUCUCUCUCGCUCUAACACAUUGUCUUCUUUGAGUAAUCUUUCUUAAAAAUAUCGUUGAAGAUGGCCAGGAAGUUUUUCGUCGGCGGUAACUGGAAAUGCAAUGGAACGACGGAAGAAGUGAAGAAGAUAGUUGCAACUCUCAAUGAUGGACAAGUUCCUUCAGCAGAUAUUGUGGAGGUGGUUGUCAGCCCUCCAUAUAUUUUUCUUCCUGUGGUUCAGAGUUUAUUAAAACCCGAUUUCCAUGUUGCUGCCCAGAAUUGUUGGGUUAAGAAAGGAGGUGCUUUUACUGGUGAAGUUAGCGCUGAGAUGCUUGUGAAUCUGGGUAUCCCCUGGGUUAUCCUUGGUCAUUCUGAGAGGAGAGCAUUGCUCAAUGAAUCAAAUGAAUUUGUUGGAGAUAAGGUGGCUUAUGCUCUUUCCCAAGGUCUAAAGGUCAUUGCUUGUGUUGGUGAGACACUUGAGCAGCGUGAAUCUGGAUCAACCUUGGAAGUUGUUGCUGCACAAACAAAGGCAAUUGCAGACCGCGUGACAAGCUGGGAAAACAUUGUUGUUGCCUAUGAACCUGUGUGGGCCAUUGGAACUGGAAAGGUUGCAAGUCCUGCUCAAGCUCAGGAGGUACACAAUGAAUUGAGAAAAUGGCUUCAUGCAAAUGUUAGUCCUGAUGUUGCUUCUACCACUCGCAUCAUUUAUGGAGGUUCUGUUAGCGGUGCCAACUGCAAGGAACUGGCAGGAAACCCUGAUGUGGAUGGAUUCCUGGUUGGUGGAGCUUCUCUAAAGCCGGAAUUCAUUGACAUUAUCAAGGCCGCCGAAGUGGAGAAAAAGGCUUAAGCUCAUCAUAAGCUAUAUAUAUUAUGAUGUCUUGUAGCUCAUCCCUCUUGCUAGUUUUUUCAUGAAGCUAGGAAAUGUGUACUCUUUUUUUUGUCAAAUUUCCUGAAAUUUGAGAAUAAGUUCUUAUUGCCUUUUUUCCUUUUCAAUGAGAACCCCCCCACCCACUAAAGGUAAAAAGUGCAAUGAUUCUCUUGAAUUUGAUACUUGAUGAGUUCAUUUAUGGACAAUGUUUUUAAUAAAUUUGUAGUUAUGAUUUUUAAU